AUGCGUCUCGUCUCGCUCGCCCUCCUCCUCUCCGUCGCCGUGGCGCUGCCUUCCGCCGAGAAGUCCUGCUCGGGCGUCGGCUUCCCCUGCGGUAACGCGACCGUGAACGCCUACGACUGCUGUGUCCCUCUCGUCUGUGCCCCGGGCGCGUGGCUGAAGCUGAUGGAACCAGCAACCGGUUUGCCGACAGCCUCGUCGUCAUUAAUCUGCUACGGAUGCGGAAACGGGAAGUGUGUGACCGUGAAGGAUAAGCUGGGGUGCGGCUGUGCUGUGUUUCGCCAGUCGUCGCGUCAGAAGCCGGAUACCGGUACCCAUGGAUGGGCAGAGGGGCAGAGGGGCAGAGUGUUCGAGGCGAUCGAUGGCGGCCGGAGGGCGGACAGGGCUCCUGACGUCUUGUACUUAGUAGAUUAA
Molecule: messenger RNA, 411 nt
Organism: Aspergillus thermomutatus
Lineage: Eukaryota; Fungi; Ascomycota; Eurotiomycetes; Eurotiales; Aspergillaceae
Exons: 3
Coding region: 1-411 (136 amino acids)
Source: RefSeq, a predicted model, not a curated record